Molecule: messenger RNA, 2436 nt
Organism: Thunnus maccoyii (southern bluefin tuna)
Lineage: Eukaryota; Metazoa; Chordata; Actinopteri; Scombriformes; Scombridae
Product: phosphoglycerate mutase 1-like
Exons: 4
Coding region: 160-924 (254 amino acids)
Biological process (GO): glycolytic process
Molecular function (GO): intramolecular phosphotransferase activity
Source: RefSeq, a predicted model, not a curated record
UCGGGAUAAAAAUCCUCACAGCUUUUCCAGAAGCGAGAGGACUUGUUUGUUUCUCUGGAGUGAGGAGUUCUCUAUUUAACACCCUCAGGGUUUAAAUAUCUUGAAAUUAACAGGUUUUCAUCUGUUUUAUCGGUCGACCCUGACAUAUUAUUAUCGACCAUGGCUGCCUACAAGAUAGUGUUGAUACGCCACGGAGAGAGCAACUGGAACCAGGAGAAUCGCUUCUGUGGCUGGUUCGAUGCAGAUCUGAGCGCAACCGGGGAGAAAGAGGCGAUGAGAGGCGGACAGGCCCUGAAAGAUGCCGGCUUCGAGUUUGACAUAUGUUACACCUCUGUGCUGAAGAGGGCUAUCAGGACGCUGUGGCUGGUCCUGGGCAGCAUUGAUCAGAUGUGGGUGCCGGUGCAUCGGACCUGGCGGCUCAAUGAGCGCCAUUAUGGAGGCCUCACAGGACUUAACAAGGCCGAAACAGCUGCCAAGCACGGAGAGGCUCAAGUGAAGAUCUGGAGGCGCUCGUUUGACAUCCCUCCUCCCUCCAUGGGCCCAGACCAUGACUACUACACUAUUAUCAGCAAGGAUCGCCGCUAUGCAGACUUGACUGAGGACCAGCUUCCUUCCUGUGAGAGCCUUAAGGACACCAUUGCGCGGGCGCUGCCCUUCUGGAACGAGGAGAUCGCCCCUCAGAUCAAAAAGGGGAAGAGAGUGCUCAUUGCUGCUCACGGAAACAGUCUGAGAGGCAUUGUUAAGCACCUUGAGGGAAUGUCUGAUGAAGCCAUCAUGGAACUGAACCUGCCUACAGGAAUCCCCAUUCUCUACGAGCUGGACAAGAACCUGAAGCCUGUGAAGCCGAUGCAGUUCCUUGGAGAUGAGGAGACUGUUCGCAAAGCCAUGGAGGCUGUGGCUGCUCAGGGAAAGGCCAAGAAGUAAAGCAACAGAAAAGCCAACUCUGUGUAUGAUGGUGUAGGUCGUCCCUAACAACUGGCCUCAGAUUAGUGUUUUUCCUAAAUCCUAAUUUAUUUUGGAUUGUAAUACAUGAGAAUACUAUAGAUUGUUGUCAAGGCAACCUCACUAUACUUGCACAGUGCAGGGAUAGUACAUGGUGGACGAUUGGGAUAUAUUAGGGCUAGGGGAGCAAUACCUCUCAAGAGAUUGUAAAGAAAAUGGCCCAUUAAUAACCUUUUUCAGAAAGUAUUGUUGAACUAAAAUGAAUAAUGUUGCUGUUAAAGGCAGUUUAUCUGUGCACUUGAACAUUUAAUAUUAUAAUAGCAAUUUUACCAAUUAAAAAAUUAUUGUUUAAAACAGAUAAUAUAUAUAUAUAUAUAUUUUUUUUUGUUCUUUUUGAGAAAGACAGAAGUCUUUGGUUUUGGUGUCCAAGGCUGGAAAGCUGACUGUCAGGGUAAAUUUUAAAUAAGGCAAUUACAGAAACAAAUCACUCUGCCACAGCCAGCUAUAAAAACACAGGCUACAGUAUUAGUUUUGAUGCUGCACACACAUCCAAAGUUGACAAUGAAAUUUUGACAAAAUAGUGUGGAAUGAGUGGAGUCAACCUGUGAGACAGGACUCCUCUUCUUGUGGCCUCUUGUUUGCCUUUGCUUACACUGUAUGUUUAUUUGAGAUGCAGUAUUUCAAAUGCACCGAUGGUGGUAAGGAAGUUCUACCUACGUGUGUCUGAUCAUGAUGACUUCAUCAUUAACCUGCCCAGGACACCAUUAGAGACUUUUACCUGAUUAAAUAAAGAAAGAAGAAUGGAAUGAAAAUUAUUUAUUAGAUGACUUAAGGUAGUGGGAUAUUGUAGUCUAUUAUAAUUUAAUUUAGAAGAUACUUUGAUGAAUUUUAUUUACACUCAAUGGCCAUUUUUAGAUUUAGAUAUUUUUUAACAUGAAAGGGACCGCUGCAAAGGGUGCACAACUUCUGUCACUGUCACAGUAUUUACUGUAUUUGAUGCAUUCCACUGAUAAAGGGAUGUAAUUUUGCAAUCUCUUGAGAGCAGGACGGGACAGUUAUGACAGCUGAAAUGUCUAUUUGUCUUAUUUUCUCUGCCUAUGAAUGGCAUUUGUGCAGUGCAUGGUGUCGCUGUCCUUGUUGUGUCUGACAAUUUGUAUUUUUCUCUUUGUCUUUCAUCAAGUUUAGUCCAAAUUUAAUGGUGCUCUGCAUUGCUAUCAGUAUUGCACUGUAUAAUUGUCAAAUCCAGUAUUUGAAUUUUAAUCCCCCAGUUUCACAGUUACUCUGUUUGACCACAUUUGGUCUGUCUUUGCCUCUUGGUGUCAUAGUAUUUAUGUGCCUCCAGCCUAUUCCUAAAAUGCUUACAGCAUUUGGUGCGGAUAUCCUAUUGUGUCUUAAAGUAUUGCAAUUCUUCUUUUUAAAAUGUAAUUCCAUCUGUGUUGGUUAAAUGUACACUGAAAGCCGAUGUAAUAAAUGUACAAUUAUGUGCAAAUCUAA